Molecule: messenger RNA, 1572 nt
Organism: Panicum hallii
Lineage: Eukaryota; Viridiplantae; Streptophyta; Magnoliopsida; Poales; Poaceae
Product: triose phosphate/phosphate translocator, chloroplastic
Exons: 12
Coding region: 71-1279 (402 amino acids)
Biological process (GO): transmembrane transport
Cellular component (GO): Golgi apparatus; membrane
Molecular function (GO): antiporter activity
Source: RefSeq, a predicted model, not a curated record
CCGCCUCCCCACACUCAGCUUCCCUCCCAGGUAAGCAAAGCAAAGCCAAGCCUCCGAUCCCCCAGCAAUAAUGUCGGCGCUCGGCGCGCUCUCCGGCGGCGCCGCCGGUGUCGCCGGCCUCCUCAGCCUCCGCCGCCGCGCCGCGCCACCACCCUCUGGGCUCGCAUCCUCGCCGCACCUCCCGCCUCUCAAGCGCACCGUCGUGCCCGAUGCCGGCCAGCUCGUCUGGGGCCGCCAGCUCCGCCCGGCGCUCCUCCCCGCCGCCCUCCUCCCGGCGCAGCCCGCCAGGAGGCACACCCUGCGCCCGCCCGCCGCAGCCGCCGAGGAGGCCAAGCCCGCGGGUUUCUUCGACAAGUACCCUGCCCUGGUCACCGGCUUCUUCUUCUUCAUGUGGUACUUCCUCAACGUCAUAUUCAACAUCCUCAACAAGAAGAUCUACAACUACUUCCCCUACCCAUACUUCGUGUCGCUGAUCCAUCUAGUAGUGGGUGUCGUGUACUGCCUCAUCAGCUGGUCUGUCGGUCUCCCCAAGCGUGCGCCUAUCAAUUCCACGCUCCUGAAGCUGCUCUUUCCAGUGGCGCUGUGCCAUGCUCUUGGUCAUGUCACUAGCAACGUCUCCUUCGCUGCUGUUGCAGUCUCAUUUGCCCACACUAUUAAAGCUCUGGAGCCCUUCUUCAACGCAGCGGCUACUCAGUUUGUCCUUGGACAGCAGGUUCCCUUGUCGCUGUGGUUGUCCCUUGCCCCUGUUGUCAUUGGUGUUUCGAUGGCAUCCCUCACUGAGCUCUCAUUCAACUGGACUGGCUUCAUCAAUGCCAUGAUAUCUAACAUCUCAUUCACUUACAGGAGUAUUUAUUCCAAGAAAGCUAUGACCGACAUGGAUAGCACCAACGUGUAUGCUUACAUCUCAAUAAUUUCUCUCAUUGUUUGCAUUCCACCUGCACUGAUUUUUGAAGGGCCAAAACUGAUGCAGCACGGAUUUAGCGACGCUAUUGCAAAAGUAGGUCUGCAAAAGUUUGUUACUGACCUUUUCUUGGUUGGACUGUUCUACCAUCUGUACAACCAGCUUGCUACAAAUACUUUGGAGCGAGUGGCUCCUCUGACACACGCUGUUGGCAAUGUGUUGAAACGUGUGUUUGUCAUUGGUUUUUCAAUCAUUGUUUUUGGCAACAGAAUUACGACACAAACUGGAAUUGGCACUACCAUUGCCAUAGCUGGUGUGGCCAUGUACUCUUACAUCAAGGCUAAGAUUGAAGAGGAGAAAAGGAAAAAGAGCGCAUGAUGAGGUGACUACUGUGAAUAUGUGUCGGGUGGCUGAGUUGUACUUCCUGAGACAACAUCGUCGACAAUCAUGACUUCCUUCUCUGCCUUGUUUUGUUUUCACCUUGAGUCAUUUGGUCAAUUGUUUGUUCCCAACCUGGUGUUGAACAGCAGCAGCACAUUGCAGAUGGCAAGUAUAUUGCUCUUCUUACCAUCAGAACAGAUAAUCGUUGCGUGAGCAUGAAUGUGUAGAAAAUGAACGCUCAUACUUGAAAGUCUUUUUGUUUUGUAUGUGGUAACUGUGUAAAUUCUGUU